AUGGCAACUCCUACUUCUCCAGGGUUUUCUUAUUUUCAUUUUUUUAAUGAAAAGUUCCAAGCAGAUAUGGCUGAACUGCUUAAAGAAGGUCCAACAGUUCGUCGUGUUGUAGAGAUCAUACUGCAGAAUAUUGAUCUCUAUCCUAAUAUGCUUGCAACUUAUAAAGUUAAACCAAAUAGAUUUGAUAAUAUACAAGUUUUCAAUAUUGAAAUACCAGAUGCAGAUGAUUGGGAACCUAUAGGAAAUGAAUGUUAA
Molecule: messenger RNA, 255 nt
Organism: Scutellospora calospora
Lineage: Eukaryota; Fungi; Glomeromycota; Glomeromycetes; Diversisporales; Gigasporaceae
Source: the annotation of a GenBank genome assembly